Coffea eugenioides is the source of this 431-nucleotide messenger RNA. RefSeq names its product protein HEADING DATE REPRESSOR 1-like. The transcript is spliced from 3 exons. Gene Ontology annotation, biological process: regulation of flower development. The coding region runs from base 150 to 431 and encodes 93 amino acids. Lineage: Eukaryota; Viridiplantae; Streptophyta; Magnoliopsida; Gentianales; Rubiaceae. The record is from RefSeq and is a predicted model, not a curated record.
UGGAUAUGAAGAUACUAACGCAUGAGACACAGAAAUCAUCUUAAUUGAUCUUGCAGGUGAAAUGUUAUAAAUCAGCUUCAGCACCUUAAUUAGAUUUUGUAAGUUUUCCUUGAUUCUUCACUCUUGUGAAUGUUGAUGUUGUGGAAAGCAUGCGCAGGAUUGCCAUCCAGGAAAUGAAUAGAAAGGAUAGGGAGAUUGAUGGUCUGAAUGAGCAGUUAGAAGAGGAUGCUCGAUGCCUUGAGCAUUUGCAACUCCAGCUACUGGAUGAACGCAGCAAGCGAUCUGAAGUUGAGCGUCAAAAUGCAAUGCUGCAAGACCAAAUUACAAUGCUCAUGGACAUGUUACAGGAGAAUGACGACGUAGAUAAUGAUGAAGGUGGAAAGGUUGAAUUUUUACUUCAACUCCAGAUUCAAGGUAAGUGUUUUCCAUGA